Molecule: messenger RNA, 2231 nt
Organism: Capsicum annuum
Lineage: Eukaryota; Viridiplantae; Streptophyta; Magnoliopsida; Solanales; Solanaceae
Product: diacylglycerol lipase-beta
Exons: 8
Coding region: 138-1811 (557 amino acids)
Biological process (GO): lipid metabolic process
Source: RefSeq, a predicted model, not a curated record
ACAUAUUAUACAUGAAUUAGGACCAAAACAGAUCAAGCUCCAUACAUUGAGAGCCAUUUCGACUACAUAUUAUAUACAUCAAGGACCAAAAUGGAUCAACCUCUAAACAUUAAGGACCAUUUUGAACAUUUUUGACUAUGUGCCCAAUUUGCCGCACCCCUCGGAGUGCAGCGUCGAAACUCCACCGCCCCCACAAUCAAAAUCAAAGUUCCAUUCUUUACAGUACUAAGCUUUCUUCAUCCACAUUCAUGGCUAGUCAAUCCCUCAAGCGUUUGUUGGAUAUAAGCAUUGGUCUGUCAAAGAAACAGGCGUGCAACCGGAAAUUUGUCUACAACAUUCUCAGCAGGUGUCAAUCAAAUUCUUCAAACACAGAUGGACAUAAUCCCGAAGAAAAGAGCAUAAGCCAUGCACCAGGGCGCAGUAAAUACGAUCUUGACAAUGAUGGUUUUCAUGAUAAUAAGUGGAAACUAGAGCUUGCUUGGCUCUCUAAAGCUGUUGAACCUGCGGUCCAACUCUGCAGAUGGGCUUUGUCAACAGGAAAUGGAAAUGGAGACAAACUUCCACCGACCAAUAAAUCUCUUGCAGAGAUAUUUGCCAGCAUUCAACGUAGUAAAUUGGGACUUCAGGACUGGAGUCUCACUGAUCUUACCAUAGGCCUAUAUCUCAUAUAUCUUCAGCAAGCAUCCACCAGUCCUGUUGAGGAUGUUAAGGGUGAACAGAUAUGCUCUGACUUGAUAGUUCAAGAUCUUAUCUACCACACUGAACUGGCUAAGGGUGCUUAUAAAGAUUGCACUACUGCACUUGCAAGGAAUUGUAUGCUCCGGGAAAGUAAUGUUGUCAAAUUCAUAAAAAAUUCCAGUGUGUUGAGGCCUGGAUAUUAUAUAGGAAUUGACAAGCGGAAAAAGCUUGUUAUUCUUGGAAUUCGUGGAACUCAUACCGUAUAUGAUCUUAUAACUGACAUUGUUUCUUCAAGUCAUGAAGAAAUCACGCUUGAGGGUUACUCCACUCACUUUGGAACUGCUGAGGCUGCUCGUUGGUUCCUUGCUCACGAGAUGCACACCAUAAGGAACUGCCUUGAGAAACACAAGGGAUUUAGGUUAAGGCUUGUUGGUCAUUCCCUUGGAGGUGCAACAGCUUCUUUGCUGGCUAUCAUGCUUCGGAAUAUGUCGACCCGAGAACUUGGUUUUAGUCCUGAUAUUGUUUCAGCAGUCGGAUAUGCUACGCCGCCAUGUGUUUCUAGAGAACUUGCGGAAAGUUGCUCUCAAUAUGUCACAACAGUGGUAAUGCAGGAUGAUAUAAUUCCAAGGUUAAGUACCGCCUCCCUCACGAGACUUAGGAAUGAAAUUCUUCAAACUAACUGGGUGAGCGUUCUUCAGAAGGAAGACUGGAGAGGUGUCGUAGACUUGUUUACAAAUGCAAAACAGGUCGUAUCUUCUGUGCAAGAUGUAGCUCGGAGACUCGCCGAUUAUGCUAAAUUACGAGGUCAAACUACCGACUCUGGGUCUACGGUUCCACUUGUUUCUAAUACCACCAACUCCGAAGGCAAUACAUCUUCUCUUGUGAGACAGGAAGGCGAUGCUGAGUUGUUUGUACCCGGAAGUCUUUAUAUUUUGAAGAGAAAUUCAAACGCGAGAAGCGGAGGUAACAGUGCAGAAUGUUUCACACUUUGGAAGAGACACUCAGGGGAGCAUUUUCAGAGGAUACUGCUCUCAAAUAACAUAAUUUCUGAUCACAAGUGUGAUAGCCAUUAUUAUGCAUUGAGGGAUGUUCUUAAAGGUUUGCCUGGUCCAACCGGUGAAGCUAUUUUCUGAUGAAUUAAUUUCACAUAUUUUCUCAGCUUGUGUAAAAUAAUGGUCUCAUUAGCCCACGGCUUGUGGGAGAUAGCUGAUCCCCUUGAGAAUAGUUGAGGUACGUGCAAGCUGACCCUUAUCAGAAAGAAGAAGCAAAUAAUGGCCUCGUUUACAUUGUCCUCAAAGGUGAAAAUUGUUUGUAGUCUUUUGUUCUAUUGGUGAUACCAUAAUACCCGGAAAUCUUACUAUCUGUUCUUGAUUUUCAUUAAAGGUAUUUUUUUUUUCCAAACUUGUACUGCUAUUACAAGAAUAUCCAAAAGGCAACCAAGCUAUGUAUUUUUUGACAAUAUAGAAAGUUCCCAAUGACCAACAGCUAUAAUUUGACAAGCUAAUGGGAUUUUUUUUUAUAAAAAAUGUUUUUGUCUUGUACAAUUUCUGAAA